GAGCAAUGCUCAAUCUUGUUUUGGUUGAUCCCAAAGGAUUGCCUUUUGGCCUUUUGCUAAGGUAGGCCUAGAAGGAAGUCGACCCUCUUGUCCCCCAUACCUUUAUAAAGAAGAUAGAAAGCACUCAAAUAAGAUGUGGGGUGAACAUCUUCACAAAUGCCCUGCCUGGCUCUGAGUCCUAAUUACAUCUUUUUGAGCUGGCUGUACAUGGAGAUGGGAUGGCACAGGGGAAAGUGAGGGGGAGUGAAGAUGUGUAGAGGUGCUAGAUACCUUAGCUAGUCAGUCAAGUGCCAUGAAUCAUUUACUAACAGCUGGUAAAUAGAUUCCAUGGGGACUGCUCUGUAUCUCAUAUGCAUCUUUCUGUGUAUAAUUUUAAGAUGAAGUUUAUUAAGUUAUUUUUUAAACUUCACUAUGUGAUCAUGAAAGUUAACUUCAGAUGUUUACUUCCAGAAUCAUUCUUACAGUCAUUCUUAUGGAAUGAAGAAGAGGUCUUCUGGUUCUCAUAAAGACCCACUGAGUGGCCUCUACUUUGACCAGAGAAACUAUAGCAGUCUUAGACAUAGCAAACCCACCUCUGCCUACUACACUCGGUCUUCUUCCCUGUGUAGUGACCCUCUGGCGACCUCAAAGAGUACCAGGGCCUCCUCUACUGCAAAUUCUGGUCUGCUGAGAAGUACCAGCCUGGUGUCAUUGUAUCAUGGUGGAUUAUAUAACCCUUAUGGGUCUCGAACUCCAUCUGAAUACAGUUAUUACUCAUCAAGAACAAGUUCGGCCCGAAGCAGUCCUGUGUUUACCAAUGAUGACACUGCAAGCAUUGCAUCUUCUGGUCGCGCCAGUCGUGGGCGAAGGGACAGUGUGGUUUCUACCGCUGAUUAUUUUAGUCGCUCCAAUCGUAGGGGGAGUGUAGUCUCAGAAGUGGAUGACGUCAGUAUCCCCGAUUUGACCAGCUUGGAUGAAAAAUCUGACAAACAGUAUGCUGAAAAUUACACAAGGCCUUCAUCUCGGAAUUCUGCCUCAGCAACAACCCCUCUGAGUGGAAACUCAUCCAGACGAGGGAGCGGAGACACCAGCAGCUUAGUAGAUCCAGACACCUCAUUAAGUGAAUUGCGGGAUAUCUAUGACCUUAAGGACCAGAUACAGGAUGUAGAAGGGAGAUACAUGCAAGGGCUUAAAGAACUAAAGGAGUCUUUAUCCGAAGUGGAAGAAAAAUACAAGAAAGCCAUGGUUUCCAACGCACAGUUAGACAAUGAGAAGAACAAUUUGAUCUACCAGGUAGACACCCUCAAGGAUGUUAUUGAAGAACAGGAGGAACAAAUGGCAGAAUUUUAUAGAGAAAAUGAAGAAAAAUCAAAGGAGUUAGAAAGGCAGAAACAUAUGUGUAGUGUGCUACAGCAUAAGAUGGAUGAACUUAAAGAAGGCCUUCGACAGAGAGAUGAGCUCAUUGAGGAGAAUCAGCGAAUGCAGCAGAAAAUAGACACCGUGACAAAAGAGGUGUUUGACCUCCAGGAGACACUUCUUUGGAAAGAUAAAAACAUUAGGGUAUGAAAUGAAAUUGGGCUUUGGUCUGAAGCUCAUCGAUGAGGAAUAGACCAAUAUAAUCUAAUUUAGAGAUUCCUAAAAAUCUGUCCUUUUGGUUAUUUUUGAGCAUUUAUACACUGAAAUGGGAAUAAGGAGAAGACAGAAAAAAACUUCCAGGGGAAAACUUGAUACUGUGCCUGGAAAGAACUCUUCUUGCUAGCAGCACUCUGGGCUUUGUGAAACCUACAAAGUAGGAACUUUCUAGGGAAGCUUAUUUCCCCAGGAUUCUCAUCCAGAAGCAGCCACAGGCAUUUAAUUCAAACUCUGUGGGUAACUUGAUAACCUUACACUGCAAGAAUUUUGGAUGAGAAGCAAGAGAACAGUGAGUGGGGGGUGGAGGACAAGUAAUUAGCAUCCCAUAAAUCCUUGGUGAAUAAAAUAGGAAGAGAUUAACAUCAAUUUAGUUACGGACGUGGAUAGGAAUGUAAGAUUUGCCAGAGUUGCCAAGCCAUGACGUCAUCUCUAAUUAUAACCCCAUGACUCCCCAAAGCGGGGGCCCAGAUAAGGAAAGUCUUCAGUGCUUUUUUCGCUAAACCCUUUAGGUAGAUUCCAAGUGCACAGGAGGCUGGAAAAAUUCCCACCAGUUAUCCUGUGUCACCCUUCGACACGCGCCCCAUCUCACGCUGUGAGCUCUCUGUUCCCUGUCCUGCACUGGGGGUGCCACGCAGCCAUAGCUGCCAGAGGCUUACCUUGUCUGGGAAGGGAUGGCGGAGGAGGCAGAGAGAAGGAAGGAAGCCCUUGUCCUGAGAACAUAGAAAGUUUUGUUCUGCUUGAGGUUAGGUGGCCUAGGGAAAAGUUGGCAGAGAUCCCCAAGAACACCUGUGAUAGACAUGCCUGGAUGAGCAGUCUUCUGGGUCAUACCCUUCAUUGUUGGGGGGAGGGGUUCUCG
Messenger RNA from Leptonychotes weddellii (Weddell seal), 2467 nucleotides. The record is from RefSeq and is a predicted model, not a curated record. NCBI's taxonomy places the organism in Eukaryota, Metazoa, Chordata, Mammalia, Carnivora, Phocidae.